Messenger RNA from Camellia sinensis, 1558 nucleotides. RefSeq names its product mitochondrial phosphate carrier protein 3, mitochondrial. Gene Ontology annotation, molecular function: phosphate transmembrane transporter activity. Lineage: Eukaryota; Viridiplantae; Streptophyta; Magnoliopsida; Ericales; Theaceae. Gene Ontology annotation, biological process: mitochondrial phosphate ion transmembrane transport. Gene Ontology annotation, cellular component: mitochondrial inner membrane. The record is from RefSeq and is a predicted model, not a curated record.
AGCGAACUAGUCUUUUGAAAAGACGCAGAUAUUUUCGACUGCACAAGGUCAAUCAACAACCCCCCUCCUCCAUAACCAUUUCUCUUCUUGGGUUAACUCUUUCUUCACACACACAAAGAAAGGAGAGGCCUCGGAGGUGGCAAUGGCGUUGUCCGACAACUCUCGCCAAUCUCUCCUCCCCAACUUCCUUUACUCCUCUUCCUCCUCCUCCUCCUUCGCAUCAUCAUCAUCAUCAUCAUCAUCAUCAUCAACGUUGUUGUCGAAAACAGUCAGCAAUUAUUCAGAGAAGAAGAAGAGCUUGAUGAUUCAGUCUCCGAGCGAGCCCCUUGGUAAGAUAGAGAUGUACUCGCCUCAAUUCUACGCGGCAUGUACAGUGGGUGGAGCCCUUUGCUGUGGCCUCACUCACAUGGCCGUCACCCCUCUCGAUGUUGUCAAAUGCAACAUGCAGAUUGAUCCUGCAAAAUACAAGAGCGUGACUUCUGGAUUUGGAGUUUUGCUUAAGGAACAGGGAGUCAAAGGUUUCUUCAGGGGUUGGGCACCAACCUUGCUUGGUUACAGUGCCCAAGGUGCUUGCAAGUAUGGAUUCUAUGAAUUUUUCAAGAAGUAUUACUCUGACAUUGCUGGUCCAGAGUAUGCAACAAAAUACAAACCUUUGAUAUACCUUGCUGGCUCUGCAUCUGCUGAAGUAAUUGCUGAUAUUGCCCUCUGCCCCUUCGAAGCAGUGAAAGUUCGUGUCCAAACUCAGCCUGGCUUUGCCAGAGGUUUGUCCGAUGGUCUUCCAAAAUUCGUCAAGUCUGAAGGAGCUCUUGGGCUUUACAAAGGGAUGGUUCCUCUUUGGGGACGACAGAUUCCAUAUACAAUGAUGAAAUUUACAUCUUUUGAGACUAUUGUGGAGAACAUCUACAAGCAUGUGAUCCCAACCCCGAAGGACCAGUGCAGCAAUACUUUGCAGCUUGGAGUGAGCUUUGCUGGUGGCUAUGCUGCCGGUAUAUUUUGUGCUCUUAUAUCACAUCCAGCUGAUAACCUCGUCUCUUUUCUCAACAAUGCCAAGGGUGCAACAGUCGGUGAUGCUGUGAAGAACCUAGGCUUGUGGGGUUUGUUUACCCGUGGCCUUCCAGUCCGUAUAUUUAUGAUCGGAACCCUUACUGCUGCCCAAUGGUCUAUCUACGAUGCUUUCAAAGUUUUUGUUGGACUGCCAACUACUGGUGGUGUGACUCCUGCCCCGGCCACUCUGCCUGCAAAGAUGUGAAGUUAGAGUCUAUAAUAGACAAAUAUGAAAGCAGUUCUGUUGGAAGAGAUAUUUAGGAGGUUGCUCUAUUGUUCAGCAGAUUAAUAAUUUUUAGGAUUGGCGAUAUGCCUCUUUAGAUGGAAUUUGAUGCGGUGGGAAUUGUAUUGUUAAGUAAACAUAGUAACAUCUUUUUGCAUUGCUUUUUUAUUUUAGCAGUUUUAUCUCACAUUUUUUUAGAGGAUUUUAUUGAUUUCAUCGUCUCCAAUGUAAAAUUGUAAUUUGAAAUAUAAUAAAUCAAUGAUAUUGCAAUUAAGGUUGCACUUGGUCCCA